Messenger RNA from Ricinus communis (castor bean), 1161 nucleotides. RefSeq names its product probable inactive shikimate kinase like 1, chloroplastic. Lineage: Eukaryota; Viridiplantae; Streptophyta; Magnoliopsida; Malpighiales; Euphorbiaceae. Gene Ontology annotation, cellular component: chloroplast. The transcript is spliced from 10 exons. The coding region runs from base 85 to 963 and encodes 292 amino acids. The record is from RefSeq and is a predicted model, not a curated record.
ACAAAGCCCAAAAUGUUAUCUAAAAUGGAUAUUAUUACAAAAGCUGCAUUGCUUCGAAGGAAAAACAGAUAAACCCACUCAUCAAUGGAGAUAGUGACAGCAACCGUAGCACCACCACUCCGACCACCAUCACCCUCACCACGACCACCCACAAUUUACUCAACUCUCCGAUUACCCAGUUGUUUACUUCAUAUCCGCGCCCAGUCUUCACACUCCUUUUCUACUCUUAUCAAACACAAGUCUCAAUUUUAUAGACCUUCACUUUCUACUACUUGCUCACUUUCCGAUGAAACUACUACUUCAACUACAGAGGUUACUGUUCUUGACUCGUCUCUUGCAUUAAAGAAAAGAGCAGCUGAUAUAUCCCCAGAACUAAAAGGGACUUCAAUAUUUCUUGUGGGAAUGAGAAGUUCCAUGAAAACAAGUUUGGGCAAACUUCUAGCAGAUAGCUUACGAUAUUAUUAUUUUGACAGUGAUAGUUUGGUAGAGGAAGUAGCCAGCGGUGCAUCCGCUGCCAAAUCUUUUAAGGAGACUGAUGAGAAGGGAUUUCGUGAGUCUGAGACAGAAGUAUUGAAGCAAUUGUCAUCAAUGGGUCGGCUGGUGGUAUGUGCAGGAGAUGGUGCCGUUCAGAGUUCUACUAACCUGGCACUCCUGAGACAUGGAAUCUCACUAUGGAUUGAUGUGCCCUUGGACAUGGUUGCCCAGGCCAUGAGUGAAGAGAGUGAUCAACUUUCUGGAGCUGAUUCAGAGGAAUUAACUGAGCUAAUUGCUACAUUCGAAGCAAUGAGAGGAGGUUAUGCUACUGCUGAUGCUACAAUUUCGCUGCAAAAAGUAGCUGUUAAUUUAGGUUAUGACGCACUGGAUUCAGUAACCGCAGAGGAUAUGACAUUGGAGGUUCUCAAGGAGAUAGAGAAACUGACAAGACUAAAGAAGAUGUUGGAAGAAGCUGCGAGACCCUUUUAGAAAACCAUUUCUAUAUUGCAACAAAUCUUCAGAUGUCAACUGUCUCCAAGUCCCAGACUUUUCUGGAAGUGUUGUUCAUGAGCUGAGCUUACGCCCAUCUUAGGGUAAUGAUUCUGUUUCCCCGGAAACACAUACCAUAAAACAUAUACUGUAAUCGUCAUGCAAUCUAAAAGAGAAAGCUAACCCUCUUGAUCAUCA